Myotis brandtii (Brandt's bat) is the source of this 790-nucleotide messenger RNA. Its product is annotated as histone H2B-like. The record is from RefSeq and is a predicted model, not a curated record. The coding region runs from base 445 to 699 and encodes 84 amino acids. The transcript has 2 exons. Gene Ontology annotation, cellular component: nucleosome. Gene Ontology annotation, molecular function: DNA binding; structural constituent of chromatin; protein heterodimerization activity. Lineage: Eukaryota; Metazoa; Chordata; Mammalia; Chiroptera; Vespertilionidae.
UCUUAUUGCCAAACAACCAUGAGCUCCCUAAGUCAUGAGUGUUCUUCCACUGAAGUGGAGGCUGCCGUCAACCGCCUGGUCAACCUGCAUCUGCGGGCCUCCUACACCUACCUCUCUCUCAGCUUCUAUUUGGACCGCCACAAUGUGCUCUGGAGGGCAUGGGCCACUUCUCGCACAAGUUGGCAGAGAAGAAGCACAAGGGUGCUGAGCAUCUCUUAAAGAUGCAAAACUAGCGCAGUGGCAGAUUCCCUUCUAGGACAUGCUGAAGACUUCCCAAGGUGAGUGGGGCAAAACUCAGGACACCAUGGAGGCCGCCAUGGCCUUGAAGAGGAACCUGAACCGGGCCUUGUGGGUCUGCAGGCUCUGGGUUCUACCUGCGCAGACCCUCAUCUCUGACUUCCUGGAAAACCACUUCCUGGAUGAGGAAAUGAAAUCAUAAAGAAGAUGGGCAACCACCUGACUGACCUCCACAGGCUGGCCAGCCCCAAGCUGGCUAUGAGCAUCAUGAACUCACUUGUGAAUGACAUGUUUGAGCGGCUGGCCUGCGAGGCCAUCCGACUGACUCAGUACUCAGGCCGAGCCACACUGACAUCCCGGGAAGUUCAGACAGCAGUGUGCCUGCUGCUGCCUGGAGAGCUGGCCAAGCACACUGUGUCUGAGGGCACCAAGGCUGUCACCAAGUACACCAGCUCCAAGUGACCCAGGGCCUAAGCUAAAUAAAGGGUGAACUGCUCUCAUGCACUGUGGUGAUUUCAAAAAUGGACAUGUGAAGGUGAGGUGUGAUUUGAGA